Molecule: messenger RNA, 1197 nt
Organism: Saccostrea echinata
Lineage: Eukaryota; Metazoa; Mollusca; Bivalvia; Ostreida; Ostreidae
Product: asialoglycoprotein receptor 1-like
Exons: 4
Coding region: 1-1122 (373 amino acids)
Molecular function (GO): signaling receptor activity
Source: RefSeq, a predicted model, not a curated record
AUGAGGGUUAUAUUAGCAAUUCAGUUAUUUUUCUCUAUUUACAAAACAUUUGGACAAGGAACAUUUCCCGAAAAUGAUGCGCUGGAAAAAUCGGCAUUGUUUCCAAGUACAACAUCCAGCAAACAGUUCAGUGUUUUAAGGGAGAUCUUAAAUCAAGAGAGUUUAGUACGAUUCUCAAUGGUACAGAAAAUCCAGACUUUGGUGAUGGAUGCCAUUGAGAGUAGAAACCUUAGCAAGACUCUUGAAGGAAGGCUUAGUGAUGUUAGUAAGGAAUUGGAAGCUUUGAAAAUAAACGACGAAAGGCUGAAGGAAGAAAUUGUAAAGCUUAAGAAAGAAAUGAAUGCUGAAUAUAUGAGUGGUAAUAAAAUCAUCGAUGAUUCGAACUUUCAAAGCUAUAAUGAUUCAGAAAUACUAUUUUUGAAGGGAAAAACUUCAGCUCUUCAGAAGAAAAUUAAAGUGCUAUCUUUGGAGAAUGCAGAUAUUAAAGAACAGCUGGUGGUUUUGAAAAACAAAGAACUAGAGAGUCUAAGGAAUGAAACGUUUACUCUUUAUCAGAAAUACGAUGAAAGAGUAGUGUAUGAAAGAAAGACCUCUUAUUUAAGCAAUCGUCUAUUUUUGAUUGAAAACGAUAUACAGAAUCUUUCGGUAUCAUUCAAUGAAGCAAUAGAAAAUAUUCGUCAAAAUACUGCAGAUGUCCAAGAGUUGAAGGAAUCUAAGAAUUUAACAGACUGUGAAAAAGGCUGGGUUUCCUACAGAGAUUCCUGUUAUUUCUUUUCUUCAAUAAAAAUGAACUUUCAUGAUGCUGCUACAUAUUGUACCAAUGCUUUAUCUGGUGCAUCACUUCUGGAAGAUCAAAGUCCAGAGGAAGAAAUAUGGAUCUUUAUACAGUUUCGCUCACGAGGUCUACAAACUACUUGGCUUGGUAUCACUGAUAUUUUUGAGGAAAAGAAGUUCGUGCGUAUGUCCGAUGCAAAAGAAUUAACACAUUUCAACUGGUCUAAAGGGCAGCCUGAUAAUUAUGAAAAUAAUGAACAUUGUGUGGAAAUACUUCCUGACGGAAAAUGGAAUGACCUCAACUGUAGCAGAAGAAUUGGGUUCAUUUGUAAGCUACACCGCAAUUAAAAUAAAUCAGAGCCAAACAAAAUAGUCCAAAUGUCUCUAAAAAUACGACUCGUCCAAUGUACAUCUUUCACAAAA